AUGAGUUGUAAUAAGCAUAAUAUUGAGGACAACACAAAUUCUCCUUCAAAUUUAGUUUGGCAAUCUAUUACAAAUACCUGCUCCGAUACAGAGAAUUUACCAUCGGGAGGGGGUAUUGCUCAUUGUUGUGUCGAUCAUGAGAGAGUGGCUUUUUUCGGAGGGUUGGGAUUGAGGCGAUAUAAUGAAUUAUAUAUUUUCAAUGUCAAUACAAAUGAAUGGAAAAAAGCCUCUCUUGAAAAUGCACCAUCAAAGAGGUGUAAAAGUUCAAUGUGUUGCUACAUAACUGGAAACAAGCAUAAAUUGAUAAUAUUUGGAGGAUGGACGAGUGAGGGAAAGACAAAUGAUAUGCAUGAGUAUUGUAUUGAGGAUGACAAGUGGAAAGAAGUAAAAUAUGCAAAUAAUUCAGUUCCUCCUGCAAGAAGUGCUCAUCACUGUGCAAUCAUUGGAAAACAUAUGAUUAUUUAUGCAGGAAUUGGAGCUAAAAAGUUCGGUGACAUGUACAGAUUUCAUUUGGAAAAGGUAUGA
Naegleria gruberi is the source of this 525-nucleotide messenger RNA. RefSeq lists its product as uncharacterized. The coding region runs from base 1 to 525 and encodes 174 amino acids. Lineage: Eukaryota; Heterolobosea; Eutetramitea; Acrasida; Naegleriidae. The transcript has a single exon. Gene Ontology annotation, molecular function: protein binding. The record is from RefSeq and is a predicted model, not a curated record.